Molecule: messenger RNA, 3613 nt
Organism: Ficedula albicollis (Collared flycatcher)
Lineage: Eukaryota; Metazoa; Chordata; Aves; Passeriformes; Muscicapidae
Product: leucine-rich repeat-containing protein 14-like
Exons: 4
Coding region: 388-1869 (493 amino acids)
Cellular component (GO): cytoplasm
Source: RefSeq, a predicted model, not a curated record
CUCCAUGUUGUGGGGGGCUGGCAGGGCCGGUUUUGGGGACUGAGGGGAUUUUGUGAUAAUUUGGGGAUCCCUGUCGGAAUUUCGAGAUUUCCGCAGGGACUUGGGAUCCUUGGGGGAUUUUGGGAUGGCCCUGGUGGGUUGGGGGUACUCCGGGACCCUCUUUUUAGAGACCAGCGCUGGGGGUACCCUCACAACCCUGCCCCCACCUUCUCCCACAGCUUCCCUUUUCUUCAGGAUAUCCCUGGAUUCGGAGUUUCCCAGGAAUUCUCCCUGGUGGUUCCGCAUCCUGAGGGUGCAGCACGGAAAAACUCUCUAUAAUCCAGAAAGAAAGUUAUAAGAGUAGGGCUCGCCCCAAUUUCACCUGAUUCCCACAGCCCCCCAGAAUCCAUGGAUUCUCUCCUUCUCCUCUGUGCCCGCUGCAUCCUUGCCCAGCGCCCUCUUCCCCACAUUCUCCCUGGUCUGUAUCCCGUCCUUUUCCAAUUGGCAUUCCUGGAUGGAAAACACGUAGUCCUGCGGGAUUUGGUGGCCGCUUGGCCUAUCCAAGUACUCGACUUCCAGCAGCUCGUGAGGCGCCGAGAGCUCCUCGGAGAUCAUCCCCACAUCGACUACAUCGAGGCCGUCAUCCAGGCCGUGGUGGCGCAGCUCCGGCAGGAGCUGGAAGAGCCCGGCUGCGAUUUCAGCAAGCGCCGGCUGCGUGUGCUGGACAUGACCGGACUCUCAGAUUCCCUGUGCAGCCGCUCUCCGGACGGGGUGACCAUCUGGUCCAGCACUGUGGCUUUGGCCAAGGCUUUUGAGGAGGUGUCCAAGCACCAGCAGGAUUUCCAGAGGCGUGAACCUAGGCGGCACAAAGGCCCCUCUGGAGCCGCCGUGGCUGCUCUGCAGCCAUCAGGCGUGGACGUCCACGCCAACCUUUAUGUCAGGAAAGAUUCCUACAGGAUCCUGCGUAACGCGCUCCAGACCAGAGCCGCCAGCCCGCUGCGCCUCAAGUGCCACAAACUCUACGCGGAGAACAUCUCGGCACUGAAGGUUGUGACUUUGUUGGAAUGUCUGUAUCCGUCUUUUCUGCAGAGGGUGGAACUGUGGUACAACAACUUCGGAUUGACUGAGCUCUUGCUGAUCCUGCCACACCUCUCCCGGUUCCCGGAGCUGCGCAGCCUCAAGCUCCUGGACUUCAGCAUGAACACGCGGCGCCGGACACCGGACUUAGCCAUAGUAAUCCGCUGCGUGGCCAGGCAUCUGGGAAUGCUGCCCAGCCUCCGGGAGCUCAGCCUGGGAUCUUCACAGCUCUCCGGGAAUCUGCGCCACAUCCUCUGCAACCUUCAGGCUCCGUUGGAAAGCUUGGAAUUGGGCUACUGCUCCCUCGUUCCUGACGACCUCGCCUUCCUCUCCCAAAGCUUCCAUGCUCCAGCCCUCAAAAAGUUGGAUCUGACCGGCAACAACGUAUACCAAGGCCUCCUGGAGCCGCUCCAGCUGCUCCUGGAGGAAACCUCGGCCUCACUGCUGCACCUGGAUCUCAGUAAUUGUGACAUGGCCGACUCCCAGCUGGAGGCACUGCUCCCGGCGCUCCGGCGCUGCUCCCGCCUGCGCUUCCUGCGACUCUUUGGCAAUUCCCUGUCCACGGCCGCGAUCAAGGAUCUGCUCCAGAAAACCUUGGAGCUGCCGGAUCUCCACCUGGUCGUGUUCCCUUACCCCAGGGAUUGCUACAAGGAGCCCCUGCCAGAAAACAAUUGGGAUUGUGGAACGGAUGAUGAGCUUUUGGCAGCGGCAACAGUGGAGUUUUCCCAAAUCCUGGCAAAUUCUUUGAGAACUGACCUCAUCUGGACUUACAAUCCCUACGGUCACAAAGACCUGGAGUACUUCUCCUUGUGAUCUGGGGAAAGCUCAGAGCUGGGAAAUGCUCGGAGCCUACAUUGCAGAAAAGCAUCACAGCCUUGUUCCCAAAAUCCUGGCGAUUCCGCAUCAUCCCAGUGCUUUUCUGUCUCAUUCCAGUGGGUUUUUUCCUUUAAUUUCGAUACUUUUCUGCUGGUUUUGUUAGUUUUCUGUCUCAUCCUGAUGUUUUUCUGCCCCAUUAUAAGAUUUUUCCCUGGUUUUGUAGCUUUUCUGCCAUGUUUUAAUGUUUUUUUUUGCUUAAGUACUGUCGUUCUCCAUUUGAUAUCGAUGGCAAACCUUUAUCGUUAAAACCCAAAAAAGAGCCCAGGCCAUCGUGCCUCGACAGAAGUAGUGGUACCCAAUCAAAUGGUUCUGGUACCUCAGUCAACUAUUCCUCAGUCAACCAUUCCUCAGAAGGUUGCAACUCAAUCCUCUCAGGUGCAAGAGUGGAAUUGGCCUCCUCAAAAUUGAUACACCUUUAAAAUAAUUUUUCUUAUGAAAGCAUUCCUGCUGGAAAUACUGGUUCUUUUCAACAAAGACAAGAUUUUUUGGUUAUAGCCAAGGCCAGCAACAGAUUUUUUGACUUCCAGUCCUUCCAGCUGUUGCUUCAGUAAAUUGUAAGGACGAGCUAAUGAUUUUAGCUCUUACAUUUAAUGUUCCUAUGGUAAUUCCACCAAAAACAGCUACAGCUACUGCAUUUCUUUUACCCAUGAAUACACCCAAACAAAACAACUUUCCAGAGCAUUCAGUUAUGUCUGUGCCAUUUGGAGCCUCAGGCCCUGAGGUCUUUUGGGUGUAAUAUUUAGACCACAACCAACCAAAAUUGACUUGCAUUCUGACUCACCGUGGUAAAACAAUUUUCAUUACAGGCAUGCCGGAUACUGGUGCAGAUGUCACUGUCAUUUCUCAGGUUUUGUUCCCAGCCAUUGGGCUUUGGUAGCUCCUGCAGGUUCCCUCACAGGGGUUGGAGGUGCUACGGUGUGUUUGCAAAGUGCAUCCAUGAUUAACAUUACAGGUCCUGAAGGAAAGACAGCGACAGUAAGUCCUUUUGUUGUUCAGAGGCCUUUCACAGUGUGGGGGAGAGACGUCCUGUCCCAAUGGGGAGCAAGACUGGAAGUAGGCCUGUGAUGGAAACCAUGUCAAAACCUGCCUCUUUAAGGCUGAACUGGAAAACUGAUCGUCCUGUAUGGAUUGAUCAAUGGCAAUUAACAGAGAAAAAAUUAAAUAUCCUUGAAAAUUUGGUAAAGGAGCAAUUGCGACAAGGUCAUAUCACACCCACAAACAGUCCCUGGAAUUCACCAGUGUUUGUCAUCCACAAGAAGACAUCGGACUCCUGGAGGUUGCUUCAUGACCUGAGGAACAUCAAUGAAGUGAUUGAAGACAUGGGACCUCUUCAGCCUGGACUUCCUUCGUUAUCAAUGAUUCCAAAACACUGGCCUCUCAUUGUCAUCGAUUUAAAGGACUGUUUUUUCCACAUCCCACUUCAUCCUGAUGAUGCUCCAAGAUUUGCGUUUUCAGUUCCGGUCAUCAAUCGAGGUGAGCCCAUGCAGAGAUAUCACUGGAAAUCACUGCCUAAGGAAUGAAGAAUUCCCCUUCAAUCUGCCAAUAUUUUGUUGCACAAGCUUUGUCUCCAGUUUGACAGAAGCAUCCAAGAUCCAUGAUUCUGCACUACAUGGAUGAUUUGUUCAUCGCAGCUCUAAUGCAGACAGAGAUGGAGCAAACUCGUGCUAGUGUUGUUACUGAA